Anguilla rostrata (American eel) is the source of this 2212-nucleotide messenger RNA. RefSeq names its product Ras association domain family member 5 (gene rassf5). The coding region runs from base 104 to 1759 and encodes 551 amino acids. The record is from RefSeq and is a predicted model, not a curated record. The transcript is spliced from 6 exons. NCBI's taxonomy places the organism in Eukaryota, Metazoa, Chordata, Actinopteri, Anguilliformes, Anguillidae. Gene Ontology annotation, biological process: signal transduction. Gene Ontology annotation, cellular component: nucleus.
CUGUCGCAUAUUAAAGGCUUUCCCUGGGCGCGUGCGUCACUACACGCUGGCUGCCGCUCCAAUUUAAUUUACAUUUGCUCUGUUGCUCGUCCGGAGAACAGCAAUGGCGUCUUUAACUCUAGAGCAGCACGUCGAUCAGCAGAUCUUUAUGCAGAAGCUGACGUCGAACGAGAAGAAGAAAAUAUUAAGGAAAUCGUCCAGUGAAAUUAAGUCCCCGAGGAGUGCAGUCGCGACAGAGAGUCGUACUGUGGGGACCGGAGCCGCAGUCUUUGGACCUUCAGCAUCCUUAAAUCAUUCUCAUCUCCCAGGACACCGCGGGGCGACCGAGAACGCAGUCCGUAUGAGUUACGUCGUUGACCAUGUUCAGGAUCCACGCAAUUCAUACGUCGUGGUGGCAGACAGCAACAAUUAUACUGGGAGUUGUUCAAAAUGCGGCGACUUGCGGGCGGUAUUGACAGUAGCGGAGGACGCGGUGCACGCAUCGCAAAAUCAGACCCGCAAAGACGGAGAGAAUGGGAACCCGAAGAAACUGAAGCGUAGCAUCGAUAAAAGUGACGGGGACACGAGUUGCGUGCAAGUUUGCAGCCUCGAGAAGAAUCCCGUUAAGGACACCAAGGCGUCCAAGUCAAACGGUUCUGCGAAUGGCCACACACAUUUCCACAGACCUGGAGGGAAGCGUUCGUCCCAGAUCACCGUGCAUCAAAAUCUAGAUUUCAGGUCCCUGAGCGACGAAAGCGGGGGGUGGCACCUCUCUAACAGGAUGCCCGUUCUAACGCAAGGCAGGUCAGGAGUCGUGAAGAUGAUGCGGAACGACCCCCCGAGGAGGGAGGCUUGGUCCAUCUUCAGCCAGGAGGACCCGAGAGUAAAGCCGGAGAAGGGAGAGGGACAUCUUUUCUCCCCCAGAUCGGUGGCACGCGACUGGUGUGAUGCGUGCAACCAUCAAGUCAGCGCCCGGGCCCUGACGUGCAAAAACUGCAGCUACACGUGUCAUCUGGAGUGUGAGCAGCUCGUGCGGCUGGACUGUAACCAGAGCAACCGACACUCGGAGGGGUCCUCGUCCCCGAGCAGCUCGAACCCUGCACCCCAGGACCAGAAUGUCACGAAAGAGGAGGCUGAGAAACCAAAGUCUCUCUCCGAAGAGGAGGUCAGGAAUAAGAUAGAAGAGUACAACUCUAAAGUGUCUGAGAAUGGAAUGAAACUGAGCCCAGACGGGACCUUUACCGGCUUCAUCAAGGUCCACCUGAAGCUACGGAGGCCUGUGACCGUACCUGUGGAGGUGCGGUCAUCAGGGGGCGUGGCUGGGGGCGGAGCCAGGGCGGGGCCUGAGGGCCCGGAUCAGAGGACUUCCUUCUACCUGCCGACAGACGCGGUCAAACAGCUGCACGUCAGCAGCAGCACCACCGUCAGCGAGGUCAUCCAGGGGCUGCUCAACAAGUUCAUGGUCCUGGACAACCCGCGCAAGUUUGCGCUGUACCGGCAGACGCACCGCGACAGCCAGGGUGAGGCGCUAGCGCUCUCUCACGGAAACCGCUGUGUGCGGCUGCUGAACGGACCGGACCCCGAACACCUCACCUUCGUCCUGAAGGAGAACGAGACCGGAGAGGUGGAGUGGCACGCCUUCUCCUUGCCCGAGCUGCAGAACUUCCUGGCCAUCCUGGGGAGGGAGGAGCGGGAGCGGGUCAAACAGGUGAAGGAGCGCUACCUGGCGUACCGCCAGCGGCUGCUGCAGGCCUUACAGGAGGCCCAGGGAAAGGGUUAGCCCCGCCCCCUGCCCCGCGCCAGCGCCACGGCACAAUCCACUCAGGACACUUUCAGCCCCUCCCCCUCUCCCCGUGGAGGCGGGGCCAUGUCACAGCAGGUGGAGACUGGGAGUGGGAGAAGGCGUGUUUUGGCACACCGGAGUCCCUCCGACCAGCGUUUCGAUGGCCGACAGAUCCAGUCACACCCUGUUUCUGAAGAAGCUGCUGCUGCCGUCGCUGCUACUGCAAGUGUUACUUAGCAUGAGUUUCCUUCUGGGCUUUUAGGAGUCCAGUGCAUGACUUUCAAGGUUCGGGGAGCCAGGGGGCGGAGAAAAACCGCCACUCACGUAACAUGCAGCUCGUAUCAUAGCAACGUGCAUAAUCCCAUCAGUCCCGGAGGGAAGUGAAUAUGUCAUAUAUCACAUCAUAGCAAUGCACCUGUAGCUCUUCAUUGUAAAAAAAAAGAAAGAAAA